Messenger RNA from Dicentrarchus labrax (European seabass), 6098 nucleotides. RefSeq names its product BRF1 RNA polymerase III transcription initiation factor subunit b (gene brf1b). The record is from RefSeq and is a predicted model, not a curated record. Gene Ontology annotation, molecular function: RNA polymerase III type 3 promoter sequence-specific DNA binding; TBP-class protein binding; RNA polymerase III general transcription initiation factor activity. The transcript is spliced from 19 exons. Bases 676 to 3030 code for a protein of 784 amino acids. Gene Ontology annotation, cellular component: transcription preinitiation complex; transcription factor TFIIIB complex; nucleus. Lineage: Eukaryota; Metazoa; Chordata; Actinopteri; Moronidae. Gene Ontology annotation, biological process: transcription by RNA polymerase III; transcription preinitiation complex assembly; DNA-templated transcription initiation.
UGUUGUUUCUACUGGACUCUACUGGACUCUACUGGUCUCUACUGGACUCUACUGGACUCUGUUGUCUUCUGCUGGACUCUACUGGUCUCUACUGGUCUGUGUUGUCUUCUGCUGGUCUCUGCUGGUCUCUACUGGUCUCUACUGGACUCUACUGGUCUCUACUGGACUCUACUGGACUCUGUUGUCUUCUGCUGGACUCUACUGGUCUCUACUGGACUCUACUGGACUCUGUUGUCUUCUGCUGGACUCUACUGGUCUCUACUGGUCUCUACUGGACUCUACUGGACUCUGUUGUCUUCUGCUGGACUCUACUGGACUCUGUUGUCUUCUGCUGGUCUCUACUGGACUCUACUGGACUCUACUGGUCUCUACUGGACUCUAGUGGACUCUAGUGGUCUCUACUGGACUCUAGUGGACUCUGUUGUCUUCUGCUGGACUCUACUGGACUCUGUUGUCUUCUGCUGGUCUCUACUGGACUCUACUGGACUCUACUGGUCUCUACUGGACUCUAGUGGACUCUGUUGUCUUCUGCUGGACUCUAGUGGACUCUGUUGUCUUCUGCUGGACUCUACUGGUCUCUACUGGACUCUACUGGACUCUGUUGUCUUCUGCUGGUCUCUACUGGACUCUGUUGUCUUCUGCAGUUGACUGUGUUGACCUCUGACCUCCUACACCAUGAGCUCCAGGGUGUGCAGGACCUGUGGGGGGUCCGAUAUAGACGUGGAUCAGGCCCGAGGCAGUGCCGUGUGUACCAGCUGUGGUUCUGUUCUCGAGGACAACAUCAUCGUCUCUGAAGUUCAGUUUGUGGAGGGUAGCGGAGGAGUUUCUUCUGCUGUGGGACAGUUUGUGUCUGCUGACGGUCCAGUUAAAGCUCCUCUUCUUGGUUCUGGUUUUCACACCAGUGUUGGGAAAGAGUCCAGAGCCCAGACCCUGCAGGGCGGUAAGCGUCAGAUCCAGCAGCUGGGCAGUCAACUGCAGUUGAACCAGCACUGUUUGGACACUGCCUUCAACUUCUUCAAGAUGGUGGUCAGUAAACACCUAACGAGAGGACGUAAGACAGAGCAUGUGAUCGCCGCCUGCCUCUACCUGGUGUGUCGCACGGAGGGGACGCCACACAUGUUACUGGACCUGAGUGACCUGCUGCAGGUGAACGUUUACAUCCUGGGAAAAACCUUCCUGCUGCUGGCUCGAGAGCUCUGCAUCAACGCGCCUGCCAUCGACCCCUGCCUUUACAUCCCUCGGUUUGCUCACAUGUUGGAGUUUGGGGUGAAGACUCAUGAGGUUUCCAUGACGGCUCUUCGUCUUGUUCAGAGGAUGAAGAGGGACUGGAUGCACACAGGACGCCGACCCUCCGGACUCUGUGGAGCAGCUCUCCUGGUAGCAGCUCGAAUGCAUAAGUUUCGUCGUACGGUGAAGGAUGUGAUCAGUGUGGUGAAGGUCUGCCAGACUACUCUGAGGAAGAGAUUAACAGAGUUUGAGGACACGCCCACCAGUCAGCUGACCAUCGAUGAGUUCAUGAAAGUAGAUCUGGAGCAAGAAUGUGAUCCACCCUCCUUUAUCGCCGCACAGCACAAAGCCAAGAUGCAGCAGCUGGAACAGGAGCUGGCCAGGAAGCUGGAUGACGUUGAAGGAGAGAUCAGCUGCUACAAAGAUGAGAUUGAGACCGAGCUGGAAAAGAGUCGACCCAAACUGAGAGGAAUCUACGCUGCCUACGCCAAAGAGAUCGACCCUGAGGAAGCAGAGGUUUUGUCCUCAACCUCUGACCCCGAGGAGCAGGAGGUCGAAGAUGACGAACUCCAAGCAGCCACCCAACACUUGACUCAGGACUUCCUGUGCCAGGUGAUCCAGGAGGAGGAGGGACGGGGCAAGAAGACAGAUGACAAUGAGGUGGAGGCGGGGCCAGAUAUGGAGGGGGCGGGGUCUCAGAGGCAAGCUGCCCCUCUAGCAGCCAUACUGGGAAAACUGCCGAGCGCCGCUAGCUUGGGCCUUCAACAGACACUGGACGAGUCGGAGACGGGCGAGAAACCAGAUGACGAGCAGUCGGAGGGUGGAGAGCUGGACCUGGAUGGUAUUGAUGAUCAGGAGAUUGAUAAGUACAUCCUGAAUGAGAAGGAGGUUCAGGUGAAGACGGAGCUGUGGAUGAAACAAAACGCAGAUUACCUGAAGGAGCAGAAAGAGAAAGAAGAGAGGAUAAAGAAAGAGAAAGAACAGGGGACAUAUAAAGAGAAGCCGAAGAAGUCGAAGAAGAAGAAGGAGCAGAUUCAGGCAUCGACGGCGGGUGAGGCAAUUGAGCGGAUGUUGGAAAAGAAGAAGAUCUCCAGUAAGAUCAACUAUGACGUCCUCAGAGACCUGAACAGAGGAGGGACAGGAAGUGGGGGGGGCAGCAGUCCCAGCAGAGCCUCCUCCGACCCCCCCAACACCAACACCACAGCACGCAAGCGACUCAACCGCCGCCGCCGCAAGAAGGCCAACGACACUAACCGCGACCUCGCCGCUAAUGCUAGCAUCAUGGGGAAAAGGGUCCGCCUCCUGAUAUCCUCCACAUCCAAGAGGAAAAAAACAGCCGUCCAGGGGGGAUGCUGGACAUUAUUGACAAUGCCAGCCACCCCGGCAUUGUCAAUAAUGUCCAGCAGUUUGUCCAGUGUCCUCCUCUCUGCCACCGUCACCAGUGAGUCCAGCUUCAUGCCGACCACAGAGCCGGCCCGCCUGAUCAGUUUAUCCAGUCUGGAGGUGUCCUUCUUGGAUAUGCUGCCCCCCCCCCCAGCACACCACAGUGUAGAAGAGGACGCUGGUAACCACAGACUGAUAAAACAUCCAGAGCAGUUUGCUGCAGAUGUUGAAAGACCGCAAUCUCCUAAGGAAGUACAACCUGCUUUGUGUCUUUUCCGUACUGGUGGCUGGUGUGUGUUGACCAGUGCAGUUUAUUAUCCAGCCACAGCCCGAGGUAUUUGUAUGAUUGCACAGCCUCCACCUCAGCUCCCUCUAGCAGAACUGGUCGCAGUCUUGGUCUGGACCUCCCAAACUCAAUGACCAGCUCCUUUGUCUUAGAGAUGUUGAGCUGUAGGCAGUUAGUGUGACACCAGAGAGCAAAGUCCCCCACCAGUCUCCGAUACUCCUCCUCUCUGUCACCCCUGAUACAUCCAACUAUGGGUCUGUUAUCGGCGUACUUGUGUAUGUGACAAAGCUCCGAGUUGUAACAAAAGUCUGAGGUGUACAGAGUGAAGAGAAGAGGGGCCAGCACUGUGCCCUGGGGGGCUCCAGUGCUGUUGAUCACAAUGUCAGACGUGGUGUCCUUCAGCCUGACACUACUACUACUGUGGCCUGUCAGUGAGGUAAUCGUUGAUCCAGUCUACCAGAUAGGGGUCCACUCCCAUGUUCAGUUUGUCCUGAAGCAUAGAGGGCUGGAUGGUAUUAAAGGCACUGGAGAAGUCCAAGAAGAGAAUCCUCACUGUGCCGAUUCCCUUAUCCAGAUGGGAGUGGACUCGGUGUAGUAUGUAGAGGAUGGCGUCCUCCACACCAACAUCUGGCUGGUACGCAAACUGCAGGCAGUCCUGGGUGUGUUGUACCUGGGGUCUGAGGAGGCUGAGGAAGAGCCGCUCCAACGUCUUCAUCGGGUGUGAAGUGAGUGCCACCAGUCGGAAGUAGCUGGCUUGGCCUGUUCUUCUUGGGAACCGGGACGAUGCAGGAUGUCUUCCAGAGGGUGGGCACUCUCCCUAGCUGCAGGCUAAGGUUGAAGAUCCGUUGUAGUGGUUCCCCCAAUUCUGCAGCGCAGGUCUUCAGUAAUCUCGGACACACUUUAUCCGGGCCUGCUGUUUUCCUGGGCCGGAGCUUCCUCAGCUGUCCUCUGAACUGGUCUAUGGUGAUGUGAGUUUUACUCGGUUGGCAUUUGAAGAUCACUUGUUAAUAAAGAAGACGAUACAUCUGUCGUUUGUCAACGAGUUCAUCUGUCUGCUUAGCUGUGGUCAAUUCUUCAGUGAGAGCAGAAUAGUAAAAAAGCUGAUCCAUCUACGGCAAACAGAAUCACAGGUGGAUACACGCGUCAGCUUUGCCACAUAACGAAGAUGUCUCAGCUAAGAGAUGAUGAGGCCACAUCGGUCCGCACGCACGCUUCGAAAUCUUUGAAGUGCUCCAAGAAGUCAUCGGCUAGCAUGGCAGCAGUCAAUGCACGGGCUAAAGCAGAAGCAGCACGUGCAAGAGCAGAAUACGCUCAAAAGGAAAUUGAAAUGAGAGUAAAACAAGCGAAGCUCAAAAUGGAGGAAACGCGACUAGAGGCAACACUGCAGGCAUUUCAUCAGCAGCGUGAUGCAGAGGCCGCCCUCGCAGAAGCCCACAUAUAUGAGGCUGCAGCAAGUGAAAUAGAAGAAGACCGCAUGAGUGGUGAGCUCUCUCAGACCAUCCACCCCGCAGAACGCACUAGUGAAUAGGUAAAAGACCAACUUCCCCAAAAUCACAAAUUCACUGGCUAGCGAAGAGCUCGACUUGUUGAUCAAGUGGUUAGGCGAUGAAUCCUCACUUCAUGCAAAACGCCUCAGAUUGGCGCACAUCAGCAACCCUGUCAUUGGAUUGGGGAAAGUCUGGGAGAGGCUGCAAGAGUGUUAGGGCUCUCCAGAGGCUUUGGAAAAGGCUCUGUUUGAAAGGCUAGAAUGUUUUCCCAGAGUCUUGAACAAACAAAGACCCUCAUCUGCUACUUGCUUUUUUUUUUUUUUUUGCUGCCCAAACUUCCAUUUGGCCUGCAAAAGAAAUGGAUGACACAUGGAACAAAGUAUAAACAGGAACAUUUGGUGUCAUUCCCUCCAUUCUCCGUCUUUGCCACCUUCAUCAGAAAUGAAGCCAGAAUGAGAAAUGACCCCCAUUCCAUCUGUUACAACCUCUAAAGUGGACAGAUAUCAAGGAAGGCAUGACAGAACAAGAACGCCUAUCUCAGUUAACCGUAUGGAAGUAGUUAACUCAGAACAAAGACGAAAUGCAGAAAAAAAGGUUGAGGACCCUAGCAAAGAGUGUCCUAUCCACAAAAAGCCCCAUGCACUCAGAAAAUGUAGAGCAGAGAAGUCUCUAGAAGAACGUAAGGCAGAACCAAAUAUGUUUUCGAUGCUGUGCUUCUUCCAGCCAUCAGGCUAAGAACUGUGAGGCAGAAAUCCACUGUUCGGGGUGUGGCAGCAACUCACACAUCAAUGCUCUUCACUUCGGUCCUGCACCAUGGACUAUACAAGCUGUCAAAGAGUCCGCCACAGAUCACGGCAGGGAGCGAGAGACUUCACCUGUUGCCACCUCGACAUGCACGCAGGUGUGUGGAAAUGAGAACGGUGGAUAUGUUGUGGAAAUUUCUCUGCUGCUGGUGAAGAAUGAAAUAGAGAACUUCUGCCGGCUGACAAGGUUUUUAUUUUCUUUGCAAAUAAAAGGUCAAUCAACACGCGAGCGGUCAAAGAUGAAGAAAGACACCCAACAUGGGGAGAUCUAAACAUUUAUACCUGAGGACCACCUCUUUCACACCCCUUUGUCUGCUGUAGGGGUCUGGCCCUCCAGGAAGUGCUUUCACACCCCUCUACCCACUGCAGGCAUCGGGGCCGACCGCCUGCUGGUGUGUUUUAAUUCAAUUCAAUUCAAUUCAAUUUUAUUUGUAUAGCGCCAAUUCAUAACAGAAGUUAUCUCAGGACACUUUUCAAAUAGAGCAGGUCUAGACCGAACUCUUUAACAUUAAUUACAGAGACCCAACAGUACCACCAUGAGCAAGCACUUGGCGACAAGGGCAAGGAAAAACUGCCUGUUAAAAGGCAGAAACCUAGGACAGAUCCUCCGGCUCUAGGUGGGUGGUCGUCUGUCUCGACCAGUUGGGGUGAGAGAGAGAGAGAGAGAGAGAGAGAGAGAGCGACAGACAGACAGGUGCACAGCAACAACAGUAUUGGCAAUGGCAGUCAAGCAGGACCAUGGCAGGAGGCUCCACCAGGAUCCAUGAGAACCUGCGAGACGAGAAAGCACAAGAACUCCGGGGAAGAAGUGGAGUUAGUAACAUGCAUUAAAGGGACAUGAAUGAGUGCAGAAAGAGAGAGGAAGAGAGUAGCUCAGUGCACCAUGGGAAAUCCCCCGAUAGUCUAGGCCUA